AUGCAAAUUUUUUCGAAUUUGAGACUGAAGAUUCUCGCUGGAAUCGCUGCUCUCAUGCGCUUCAAUACUUUGUUUGUAAUCUUCAUUGUGAUACAGAUUAAAAGUUCCAUUUGUACUAAUGAGACCACUACGCUGAGCAGUUUUGACAGUAUGAAAUCAAAGCUCUCGAAUAAGGUGGCCGAUAAGUACAACAAGUUCAGAGAAUUUUUGAAAUGGGAUGUUGAAUGCAAUUUCUUGAAUAAACUAGAGAGAGAAAUUCGAGUAUCACAAGGACGAUGUCCACCUUUAACUACAACAACAGCAGCUCCGGUAGUAGAGAACAAAGGUAUAUUCUCAUUUUUCAAGAGAGACAAAAAGAAAAAAAAAAGAAAGCGAAGUUCAUCUUUGUUUGGAAGAGGAUCCAAAAGAAAAGUAUUGAGUCUUAUCACGAUGGGACAACAGUCGAUAGAUUCAAUAAAAAUUGAUGGGACUCGUGAGACGUAUAACUUCCUCGCUGGGACUCUAUUGGAAGUAUCAUGUGGGGAAAUAUAUAAAAAUGAAACUUUCGAAAUCGUUUGGUUUGUCAACACCAAUAAAAUCGAAAUUGGCUUAUUGGAUUGGAGAGUGACAAUAGACGAUCAAAGCAGAUUAAGUAUAUGGCCAUUGACUGUUGAGGAUAGCGGUAUUUAUGAAUGUACCAAAAACGGAGUGCUAGUAGCAUCAGCUCAGGUUUUUGUUAAAACGCUGAAGGAUGCUUUCCUUGAUGGGUUGUUCAACUACUUCUUUGUGUCGUUUUGUUUUCUGCCAGUCUCAGUGAUAUCGAUAGUUAUACUCAACCGAAAAGUUCUGGAUCCCCCCGAGUCCAGCUUGAAAGAAGACAGGAUGGUUCUGUUUUUGGAAGAUCAUAUAAAGAAAGCUUGGACGAAGUUCAUGAUACAAGAUAGAUUCAAUAAAUGA
This is a messenger RNA of Auanema sp. JU1783, 936 nucleotides long. NCBI's taxonomy places the organism in Eukaryota, Metazoa, Nematoda, Chromadorea, Rhabditida, Rhabditidae. The record is from the annotation of a GenBank genome assembly.